Molecule: messenger RNA, 3539 nt
Organism: Erpetoichthys calabaricus (reedfish)
Lineage: Eukaryota; Metazoa; Chordata; Cladistia; Polypteriformes; Polypteridae
Gene: adss2
Product: adenylosuccinate synthase 2
Exons: 13
Coding region: 113-1462 (449 amino acids)
Biological process (GO): IMP metabolic process; 'de novo' AMP biosynthetic process
Cellular component (GO): cytoplasm
Molecular function (GO): GTP binding; adenylosuccinate synthase activity
Source: RefSeq, a predicted model, not a curated record
GCGGAGAGGCAAGGCGGUGUCAGAACGUCGCGGCGUUGCGCGAAGACAGAACAGAAACGCUCGGCUUGACGACGCGGGCGGGGGGCGGAUCAACAGCAACUUCAGAGGGGACAUGACUGAGAGCGCAGGGGCGCGCAAUGAAGCACCGUCGGCCCUCCGCCGAGGCGUGGGUAAUAAAGUCACCGUGGUGCUCGGAGCUCAGUGGGGAGACGAAGGCAAGGGCAAAGUGGUCGACUUGUUGGCCCAGGAGGCGGAUAUCGUGUGCAGAUGUCAGGGUGGGAACAAUGCUGGUCAUACUGUAGUAGUAGACUCUGUGGAAUAUGAUUUUCAUCUUUUACCCAGUGGAAUCAUUAAUCCUAAAGUUACAGCAUUUAUUGGCAAUGGUGUAGUAAUUCAUCUUCCAGGCCUUUUCGAAGAGGCAGAAAAAAACUUGAAGAAGGGUAAAGGUCUGGAAGGUUGGGAAAAGCGACUUAUUAUUUCAGACAGAGCUCAUAUUGUUUUUGAUUUUCAUCAAGAAGUUGAUAGUGUCCAGGAGCAACAGAGGCAACAGCAAGCAGGGAAAAAUUUGGGUACAACGAAAAAAGGGAUUGGUCCCGUAUAUUCUGCAAAAGCUGCUCGAAGUGGAUUGAGAAUAUGUGACCUUUUGUCUGACUUUGAAACUUUUGCUGAGAGGUUUAAGGUUCUGGCUAAAGAAUAUAAGUCUAUGUAUCCAACACUUGAGAUUGAUGUUGAAGGAGAACUGGCAAAACUAAAGAUAUAUGUUGAACGAGUAAAGCCUAUGGUAAAAGAUGGAGUAUAUUUCAUGUAUGAAGCCUUGCAUGGACCUCCAAAAAAUAUUCUGGUUGAAGGUGCAAAUGCUGCUCUUCUUGAUAUAGACUUUGGAACAUACCCAUUUGUGACUUCUUCAAACUGCACAGUUGGGGGUGUUUGUACCGGUUUGGGAAUGCCUCCUCAGAAUGUUGGAGAGGUAUAUGGAGUAGUCAAGGCAUACACCACACGAGUUGGAAUCGGUGCCUUCCCUUCUGAACAGAAGAAUAAUAUUGGUGACAUACUGCAAAGCCGAGGCAAAGAAGUUGGAGUGACCACAGGACGGAAGAGAAGAUGUGGCUGGCUGGACCUUGUUUUAUUGAAGUAUGCCCACAUGAUUAAUGGAUUUACUGCCUUAGCUUUAACAAAGCUGGACAUUCUGGAUGUAUUUCAGGAAAUAAAGGUUGGCGUUGCCUACAGACUGAACAAUGAAUUAAUACCUUAUUUUCCAGCUAAUCAAGAGAUCUUAAAUAAAGUAGAAGUGGAGUAUGUUACGCUUCCUGGAUGGAAUACUGAUACGUCCAGUGCUAGGACAUUUGAGGAGCUGCCAGAAAAUGCUCAAAAAUAUGUUCAGUUUAUAGAAGAACACCUUGAUGUGCCUGUAAAGUGGAUUGGAGUUGGAAAGUCUCGUGAGUCAAUGAUUCAACGGUUUUGAGAAUGGAACCAGCUUUGGAAAGUCGUGCACAUGCAAAAAAUCAUCAUCACCUUGCCUGUUCAUAAUCCUCGGAGAGGGGCAGGAAUACAGAAACGACACUUGCAUGUAUGCGCACACCUGUGAAUGUUAUGCUUUUUAGUGUUGUUCUGCCAUGGCAUCAUAGUGCAAUACUGGUGCUUUGUGGGAUGCAGGAAGCAUCAGCUGAACUUUUUUGUGUCCCCCCCACCCCCCAUUUAUUUUGUCAAUGCAUGCUACCUACUUCUAUCCAGUGUCUCUGUACUUUGAUUUCGGACACAGGUAUGUGCUGCUUUUAAUGUAAUGAUUUCAAGAAAAAGUUUUAUUUUACAUGUUAAAAUGCCAAACUUUGUAAAUCCUAAAAUAUAUUUUAUACAGGUGUAUUUUUAAUUUGAAACCCCAGUAUUUCUUCUUAGGGAUAUCAGAUUUCAUCCCACCCCCCUCAAUAUUUCAAGUGAAUGUGCUAGAUUUCACAGAAUGUGCCGCAGCCUUCACUAAAAUAUACUUCUUUUGUUUUGCUUUACAUAGGAUUUCCACUGCAAGUUAAAAUAUUCUGGAGCUUCAACAUUUAGAAGCAAAAAAUAAAUGCACAAAUCUGAACCUAUUUUUAGAUACAUGAUUAACUGAUCUUCUUGUGGCUGAUUUUGCCUUUUUGCUGCAUAUAGAUAUUCAAAAUACGGUGCCAUAAAUAAUUGCUGACCUUUAACAAUUCCAAAUACAGGCAAAAAAUGCUCAUGUUGUAAACAGCAGAGACUUUAUUCCAAAGUGGCCGCUGUGUUCCAGUAGACAUUUGUGACAGCUGUUUGUUUCAAACAGCAAGCCAUAUGGUAACAAAAUAUUUUGAAAAAACAGAGAGAUAUUAGAAAUGCAUUAUUAACUUUCAGCAGAUGACUCCUUUUUAUAAAAUAUGUGGUGCUUAACUACAACAUUGUGUUUCGGUUUGCCCUUGGUAAUGUAUUGAUGAGCUACUUUGUUUGGCUGUUUGCGAACAUAAAAAAUGCCUUAAAAUGGACUCUUAAUUUUAAUCCCUGAAUUUAUUUCUGAUUUAUACUGUAUGGUUCAUUUAUGUAUAUUUUUAUAACACUUUUCUCUGCACUUUCAUUCAAGGACCUUAGGCCAUUUUCAAUUCAUAAUGUUUCAUUAAUUUUAAUAUGUGUACUAAUUUAACACUUGAAGAAAAAUAGUCAGGCAAAUAUUUCAUUAUCAUAGCAAUAUUUAUAUUGUUUUUUCAUCCAUUGCACCUUCAGAAGGUAGCAUAUAAUGUAUUUGUACACUUCCUUCCAUUUCUAAAACAGAGAAAGACAAAAGCAUGAUUUAUAUUCAGUGACAAUAUCGGCUUUAAACAAAGCAUGCUGUUCUGUAUGUUUUUGUUGUAUGUCAAAGAUUUAAAUACUUUCAAGAAUAAAAAUGUUCAGCUAAACAUAUACAUAUUUUUUUAAGUAAGCAGUUUCAAAAAAGGUGGAAAGGGCACAGUGGUUCAGUAAUAAUGUAACGUCUUCUUUAUUACACUUGGCACCAGUACACAAACCCAUAUUGUAAUGUUGGUAACAGUUUCCUCAUUUUGAACAUGCCAUAGUCUGUUCUUUUACACACUCUCAGACCCAUGCAUGUGGAGAUAUUUUCUACUUUGCCCUCAUGCUGCUAAAUAAAACUGUUCAUCUAACUCUUUAAGUUAUAUGUUAAGAUAUUUUUACAAUUUCAAUUAUUCUGUUAUAUCAUGCAGCUGCCCCCUUCCCCAGGCUUUAGUGUAGUUUUGCACAUGAACUUGUCAUGAGUACUGUGUUUCUGUUUUCCUUUUGUACGAUAAUCUUAUCAGUUAUUUUAGCAAAUGUUUUCUGAGUUCUUGCACUGUAUUAAGCUGGUGGUCAAAAUUUUUAAAAAGCCUACAGUAUGUGAGGUGAUGGGGAAGGAAUGCAUGUGUUUUCCUUAUACAGUGUACAGCAGUUAAGACAUCUUUCUAACUUAUGGAAAAAUGUUGAGAUGUUUUAAGUAAAGAGUGAGAGUUUUAAUAAAAACACAAUCUUUGAAAGCACUGAAAAUUGCAAAUAAAAAUAUCUUAAAC